UCACUUCAUUCUACAUGGUUGGUGAAUCAGUCAACAUUAUUUGGUUUUCUAAAUUUUGUACAAAGUAGAAGUAAAAUAGAGUUCUGUGCAAGGUUCGGCAGUUCAAAAUUCAUUGAUCAUGGAUCUUUCCAAGGCCGAGAGCCAGACGCCCGCCAAGGAGAGUCGAUCGGGUGGCUCCGGCAAUCUGAAGACCCUGCUGCAGGACCUCCUCUGCUUCUUCGUUCUGCUCUCGGUGGCCCUGCUCAUUGUGGCAGGUAUCCUGUUCGUGGUGGAGGACGUCAGCCGCCUGCAGCAGCAGCACCUCCUAAGCCACCACAAGCACAACCACCAGCACCACCGUCUCCACCACCAUCGGGAUCAAAUAGUCAUCGAUUCGCAGGCAUCGCCGGCCGAGGAGCCACCCAAACAGGAGCGGCAAUACUUCCGUCCGUACACGUGGAUUCGAUUAUUCAGCUGCCAGAAGAAGUUGCAACACCAGCAGCUGGGAGACGCCGAGAAGGAGGCAGUAGUGGUUGGGCCCCAAAACCAGGACGACCAGGAGCAGCAGCCCUUGGAUCUCGUUCCCACCUAUCAGCCAUUCGAGCCACUCCCAUUCCAGGAGGGUGGUGAUCAAAUCGAAAAGGAAUCUGCCAGCAAACAUAUAAUCUCGGAUCCCCAUCAACAUCUGGCAGAUAAUUUAUACAGAACCCCUUGAAAACUGGACACAAGUAUUGCAGCUCCACAACAUCACGUGUUUCCCGAUUUUUCAAUUGAUGUGCAUAAGCCAUAUGUCGAUUUAAAGAAAGUUCUGGAAUUACAAAAAUUAAUUCUUACCUCGUA
This is a messenger RNA of Drosophila ficusphila, 819 nucleotides long. RefSeq lists its product as uncharacterized. The coding region runs from base 119 to 694 and encodes 191 amino acids. The transcript has 2 exons. Lineage: Eukaryota; Metazoa; Arthropoda; Insecta; Diptera; Drosophilidae. The record is from RefSeq and is a predicted model, not a curated record.